Messenger RNA from Polistes dominula (European paper wasp), 909 nucleotides. It is a transcript of the gene slv, whose product is annotated as sugar transporter SWEET1. Gene Ontology annotation, biological process: carbohydrate transport. The record is from RefSeq and is a predicted model, not a curated record. NCBI's taxonomy places the organism in Eukaryota, Metazoa, Arthropoda, Insecta, Hymenoptera, Vespidae. Gene Ontology annotation, cellular component: membrane. Gene Ontology annotation, molecular function: sugar transmembrane transporter activity.
GAUAUUUUGAGAAAAAUCACUUAUAAUCUUACAAUAAAACUCGCCAAAAGAAAUUAUCAUUUUUUAUCAAAUUGAAUAAAAGUAAAUAAAAAAAGCGCGGUUUUUAUCAUGAAAUUUCCAGGAUAUGAUACUUGUAAAUUUCUUAGGUAUCUCAUCUCAAAUGAACAUUUUAUCGCUUGACAAUGAUAGAACAAUUAAUUUAAAUCAUGGUUUCGACGGAGAUUAAGGAUACAUUAGCAGCAUCAGCAUCAAUAUGUACAAUUUUACAAUUUUUGGCUGGCGUGUUAGUUUGCAGAAAAUAUAUUAAAAAUGGUACAACUGGAGAUUCUUCCAGUUUAGCAUUUGUAACAUGUUAUAUGGCAUGUAGCUUGUGGCUAAGAUAUGGGCUCUUAAUUGGUGAUACCUUUAUAGUAAUAGUAAAUAUUUUUGGAAUAAUAUCGCAAGUAUGCUAUGUUAUUAUAUUUAUUAUAUACAAUGUAAAAAAAUCAGUAACACUAAAACAAUUUAUAGCAGCAACUUGCUUCCUCGCAGUCGUUUAUUUUUAUGUUGCUCAUGAAACAGAUAAAGAUAUUGCUACAAAAUAUAUUGGUUUAAUAAGCUGUAGUGUUACUAUUCUCUUUUUUGCAUCACCUUUAGUUAUGUUGGUACAUGUUUUAAGGGUCAAGAACACAGACAGUUUACCAUUUCCUGUUAUAUUAUCUUCUUUAAUAGUCUCUUGUCAAUGGUUUGUUUAUGGUUGUUUAAUCAAUGACCGAUUUAUUCAAACGCCUAAUUUUAUGGGCUGCAUUUUAUCUGCCUUUCAAUUAUCCUUAUUUUAUUGCUUUCCUAGUAAAUCAAUAAUUGAUCAAACACAUUUAAUAUAAACAAAUGUAUUAAAAUUAAAAAUAUAUUUAUAAAUAAAUAACUCAA